Messenger RNA from Exaiptasia diaphana, 4696 nucleotides. RefSeq lists its product as uncharacterized. The transcript has 9 exons. The record is from RefSeq and is a predicted model, not a curated record. Gene Ontology annotation, molecular function: ADP binding. The coding region runs from base 192 to 4496 and encodes 1434 amino acids. NCBI's taxonomy places the organism in Eukaryota, Metazoa, Cnidaria, Anthozoa, Actiniaria, Aiptasiidae.
GAGAAGAAAAGCAUCCUAAAAAGUCGAAUUACAAUGUAGAGUUAAAUUCUCUUCGACGUGUUUAUAAAUGGGCAACCUGAAGGUUGUUUUGGCUGGUAAACACGAGCCAUUGAACGUGGCAAGGGCUGAAAUUUCUUCACAAUCUUCGUUGAGUAACUGCUUAGGUCGACAAAGGAGUUUACAAAGAUAUAAUGGAAUUCACAAAAGAACAGCAGAACUUCUUCAAGCUAUGUCACAUCGUCUAUGACAUCGUAAGUGAAGGUCUCCUAAGGAUUUUCAAGCAAGAAUGGGAUGCUUUGUACACAGCUUCGCAUGGUCAAAGAUUUCAUAACAUGGAGGGAACAUACGAAUGGCUUCUGAGCAUGAUGUCAAGUGGAGGCAGAAAAGACUGGAAUUCCAUUUGUCUAAUAUAUACAAUACUUAACUGCCGCUUAGGACCAAGAUUAUCGUCUGCGGUUAAAAAUGGCGUCGAUGAAUUACUAGCAUGUCGUGAUGAAUUGGCACAAAAAACACAUGGAAAGAUAAGUGAAACUGAGUUUCAAUUGUCUAUACAAAAGAUCAAGGUAGCAUUUUCAUCUUUAGAGCUUGAUACUACACGAAUUAAAGAGAUAGAAAAAUGGGAAUUUUUGGCAACUGAAUAUCUUACCAACAUGAAAAUUAAACUAGAUGUCCAAGAAGAAGAGAAACGAAACUCGGAACCAAACUCCUUUUGUAAACUUCCUCCACACCCCAGCCAUAACAUAAUACACAGAAAGAAAGAGUUUGACAAGAUAUAUAAAAUAAUGCAACGGUUAUCAAGUGAAAACAAGGGGAAAACGACAGUCGUUUACUUGUCUGGGAAUCCAGGUUGUGGGAAAAGCGUGAUGGCAAGACAAAUUGUAGAGAAGUGCUACGAUAGCGACACCACAGAUACAUUAAAGUUUGUGAUGACGCUUGAUGCCUCUAACUUGGACACUUUACUGCAGUCAUAUUUCAUGUUUGCUCAGAGACUGAACUGUCAUUUUGAUACUAUAAUAAGUAUUGCACAAGAUCUUUCCAAUGAAGUACAAAUCCUCCAAUUAAAGGCUCUUGUCAGCAAACAAGUGGCCAAGUACUCGAAAUGGUGGAUCAUUGCUGACAAUGUAACUAAUUCAAAAUUCUUCUCCCAAUACUGCACAAAAGGUGGAGAAAAGACUAGUGGUGAGGGACAGAUUCUUGUUAUCACGCAAGACAGUGCCUCUAUUCCUAUUAUCCCAGAAUGUUACCAUGUUUCACUCAGUUCCGGUAUGACAGAAGAAGACGCCAUUGAACUACUUUCUGAAGAAUCCGGACAUAGAGAUGCAGAAAACCAUGUUAUGUUGAAAGUCUCCAGAGCCCUAGAUUUUCAACCGCUUGCUUUAUCUGCUGCUGCAUUUUACAUGGCUAAAGUUCGAACCGUCGACAAACAAUAUACCUGGCUUCAAUAUCUAAAGGCCUUGGAAGAAGAUCGAGAAAAGCUAGAAAGAAAAUGUUAUAAGGCAUCAGUAUCGUACAAAAUGCCAAUGACAUUUGCAGUGAGUUUCCCUCUCUAUAGAGAGAUUUCUGACGAAAUUAUGCUGCAUGCAUUUCGCUUCCUAUCUAUAUCUGGAUCAGGUCCCAUCCCUUUAGAGUACGUGGUGGAGUACGUAGCUAAGUACCUGCCUGACGAAGACAAAAACCUCAUUGCUUCGAGAAUUUGUUCAUCGUCAUUAUUAAUGAUAUUGGACCUAAAGAACAUUAGCAUGCACCGUGUGGUUUAUUACCUUUUGCAAAGGAAUCCAUAUAUURCURAAGAUAGAGUACCAUCGGAGAUCCUUGCACGUGGCCCAAAAGCACAUCUUGCCUAUCAAACAGCAYUGAAAAGUGGGAAAGUCAAAAAUUGUCGGGUGCCUAUUGUUGUGGUUGGCCAAUCUCGAUCUGGAAAGACAAGCUUACUCAGAUCACUUUAUAGAGAGAAAUUCAAUCCCUCGGAAGAUAGCACCGUUGGCGCAAAGCUUCAGCGAUCGUUAUGUAAGGCGGAAGAAGGCGACUGGGAGAAAACCGAAACUGACGAACACACAGUUUACAAUCGAUGUGCUGCAAGAGCAAUGGCGCCACAAUUACUAACRACAGAUUCCAUAAAUUCCGAUAAUGACGACAGCGAUGAUAAUGAAAAAUCCCUAGCAGAAGAGAACAAGAUUGAAAACGACGACUCAAAAGCAUUUCCAGCAGAGAAGAAGGUUUUGCACUUCGAUGAAGAUUCUGAAGUGGCAAAGGAAGAAACAACACAAGAAGACUUCGAAAUUCACAAAGAUGUCCUCGAGCCUAAACASCUUCCUGAGCAAGUUGCAACGUGUGCCGAGAAUAUUUUAGAAAACCCAGAUUCUGUGAAACARAUGGAAAAUGAUCUAUUUUUACACACCAUGGACUUCGCAGGACAACCAGUCUACAGUGUCACGCACCCCGUGUUCCUUCCCCCGAAGGGGAUCUUUCUUCUUGUCCAUAACUUGGAAAACGAUCUGCACGCUCAAGCGACUCCUAUGGUAAAAUGUGGAGCAGCAGAAAUAAUAGUCGACGAUCAUUGUCCAAUGACCAAUAUGGAUCAUUUGGAAUUCUGGUUAUCUUUGGUUGCAGCUAAUUCAACUCUCGAAGGUGGUUCUCCAGUCUUUGUGGUCUCCACUCAUGCCGACAGACUUUCCCUCCCAAAUGCAGAAAGAAUUGCAAGAAUAAUUCUCUUUCACCUAAAGAGAGACGACUUUUCACCGGGAAAUCACGUUGUCCGUGGCAUACACAUUGUGGAUAACACAAUAUCGGGAAGCAAAGGAGCAAACGACCCUGGUGUACAAAAUCUCAAAGUAGCAAUAUCUAACAAAGCGAGAAGCCUUCCUCAAUUCGAUGAAGAUAUCCCCAUUCGUUGGUUGGUUUUCGAGAAAAGCCUCAUGAAUGUUGUCAAAGAAGAACAGAAGAAAUACAUCUCACAUGAAGACGCCAAAUCCAUUGCCUUACAAUGUGAAGUAGAUGUUGAAUCGGAUGAGUUCCGCACUCUUUUGGACUAUCUACAUGACUUGAAAGUGAUCAUCUACUUCCCGGAAACCAACAUGAUCAUCAUCGAUACACAAUGGCUGCUUGACAUGUUUGCCAAGGUGAUAACUGUUCUACCAAUUGAAUACCAUGAAGAGUACGAACAAGAAUGGGAGAAACUAGAAGACCAGGGAAUAGUUGAUGAGAAGUUUUUGAAGUACCUCUGGAAGGACGACAGCACUCCAGUGCAAUCGUUAAUUACCAUCAUGGAAAAGUUCUCCCUCAUCUGCAAACAACAGGAUGGAUCAUAUCUGGUUCCUGCUAUGUUGUUGAACGCUCCAGAGUGCCAUGAAUUGAUGAAUACAGAUGAAAUGGCUUCGUCAUUGGUAAUUCGAUUCAAAAGUUCGCACCUUCCGUUCGGCGUUUUUCCAAGACUUUUUGCUGCUGUUCAUAAGUUGUGUAGCUCAAGAUGGCCUGAUUCUACCCCACCUAGUCUCUCCAGGAACUUUGCGAGAUUUUACAUUGCUGAUGACGCAUUCAGCUUGGUUCUCAUUUCUGAUGUCCAAACCAUUACUGUUGCCCUGGUCAAUGAAGAAACUCCUGGUAGUCGAGACGAUUAUCUAUGUUCCUUUCUAUUGAAGUUUCUGAGGGAGACUCUACCAGAAAUGAUGGAAUCAUUUCCUUGGAUGAAAAGCUUGGAGUUUGAGUUUGGUAUCCGUUGUCCAAUUUGUGAAGACGCUGUACCUUGUACAAAACACAACAAGAUGGCCUGUUCUAGAGACUCCUGUGCUCACUUCAUACCAGAGAAGGAACUGUUGAAAAAAACUAAGCCACGUUGCCACAAGAGCCCCACAAAACGUAACAUAAUUCCACCUUCAAGGUUCUCGCACUGGUUUCGCAGCAACAACUCAGCUGAAGUCAAUGAAGCACAAGAACAAAUUCAAGGUCUCAGCUUGGGUUCGUGUUCUACAGAAGAUGACGCUCUGUGUAAGGAAGUCAUGGCCGCUUUCAAUCAAAUUUCCCUGAAGACAAUUUCACAGGACGAGGUGACUAGAACAGCUAAGAGAAUCGCUGAUACAUUCAACCUUGACAAACAUAGCACAACCAAUCCACCAAAAGAUAUCGUACAGAAAUGUAGGACUAGCUGCAAAUGGUUGAUUGCUCAAGGAGGGAAAGUUUUUGUAGAAGCUUUACGAAAUGAGCUGCCUAGUGGAAUGACAGGUCCUUUGAGAGUUGGAUGUGAUGUUAAAGUAUGCGACAUGGAUACUGUUACAAAAACUCAGUUAUCAAAAGAGUUAACACUCAAAGAAGUUGAGUGGAAGGCUUUCGCUAAGAAGAAAGUAGGAUUAUCUCACGUCGAUAUUGAAUUUUUAGAUAAGAGAGAGAAAAACUCUGUUCUAGAAAUACUGAAUGAGCAUUGCCGUGACUGGUCUGUGGAGCAACUUUAUGAUGCCGUAGUCAGUGUAGGAGCGGAAGCGAUCGUAGAUCGAUACUUUUAAUUCAGUAAAUUUAAAUUGUAAAUAGACGGCGUACUUUAUUACUACAAAACGGCAACUCAAAACGGUAUUUAGAAUACUUUUUGUGAGCACUUUGCAAGAACGUACUAUUUCAUACUAUAUACUAUAUUUUUGUUAAAAUAAGUUAUUGUAAUGUCCUUUUCGCGGUUAGAAAACAAGUUGCACGAGGAAGUUGUUAUUUU